Molecule: messenger RNA, 2591 nt
Organism: Trichoderma citrinoviride
Lineage: Eukaryota; Fungi; Ascomycota; Sordariomycetes; Hypocreales; Hypocreaceae
Exons: 5
Coding region: 1-2577 (858 amino acids)
Biological process (GO): endoplasmic reticulum to Golgi vesicle-mediated transport; mitotic spindle assembly checkpoint signaling
Cellular component (GO): RZZ complex
Source: RefSeq, a predicted model, not a curated record
AUGGCGACCGCAGCCGAGUCGCAACAGCUCAGCAACGCCAUCCUGUCGUUUGCAUUGGAAGGGAGCUUCCCUGAAGAUGCUACCGCGCUGCAGUCGGUCUCGGAGACUGAUCUGAACCCGACAAUUGAGGCCCUGAGCAAGGCCAAGGCGGAUAUCGAGGCCGAGAUACACACCAUAAACGAAGAGACCAAGGACGAUAUCAGCUCGUGGAUGAGAAACGCAAAGGUUCUGCAGGAGGACAUCAUCCGAUCCAAGACCAUCGCCAAUGACAUCAUCCGUCAGUCCGAGGAACCUGAGGUGACCGGAGAAGCGGUCCUGGAUGCAGAAGAGAAGGCCGAGUUUCUUAAUCGAGAGGUCCAGUACAGCCAGCAGAUUCAUGGUGUCUUGAGGCGGAUCCAGCAAGUCAACCAGCUCCUCGUCCAAGUCGAGCAGGCAAGCAGAGAAAGGCGUGUUGUCGACUCUCUGCAGCUGCUGGAGCGAUCAUGGAAAGCUCUUGACGAUGUGGGCAUCAGCAAAACCACCCGGGUAAUGAAGCUCUUGGACUUGAGGGCCUUUGAGUUAAAGUCCGAUAUACACCAAGUCUUCAACCACGUGUGGAAGACUCUGGUGCAAGUCGACACAGAGUCGGGAAAGGUUGCCAUCUACAAUUCGCGACAAGCUUACAAGGAGGUUGAUGAGAGAAUGGAGCAGCUGUGGCACAACCUGGAUGCAGCAGUAGUGUCGCCGCGCAUGGAUGCUACAAGAUCAAACAUACCCGGCAUCAGGGUGGAGGGAGAUGUGCUGGAGCUUGCGGGGUCCUCUGACGGCUCGGCCGAAUCCUUGCUAUCAGAUCUCGAACAGAUUCUGACUUUUGUCGCUCAGAAGCUGCCAGCCGAUCUAUUGCGGCCACUGGCUGAUGUCAUGAUGGGCGACAUUAUAUCCAAGCUUACCAAGGGGUGGCUCAACCCUGCCGUUCCUUCGGGACUCAAGGACUUGGAUACAUUCCAAGCUCUGGUGUCCAAGAUGAAGGGGUUUUGCGACACUUUGCAGCAUAACGGAUUCCCUGGCCUCGAGCAGAUCCAGGACUGGGCCACCAAGGCGCCUACAAUAUGGCUUGAAAAAAGCAGAGAGACGGCACUCGAUAGCGUCCGAGUCAAGCUUGCCGGUGGGAUUGGGGAAUCGAAACGUGUCGAAAAGAUUGAGAGGCAGAUGGUUUCCAUAGCCGAGGGCAAAGAACUAUCGAGAACUGGGGCCGGAGCUGUUGCAGACUCAAACGACUGGGGAGACGACUGGGGAGAGGCAUGGGACGAUGAAAAGGCAGGGGAUGACCAAGAGCAAGCGUCGCAGGUGGAAGGACACGAGGACAAUCACGUUGAAGACGACGACGGCGCUGCAGAUGCUUGGGGGUGGGAUGACAACGAUGAUGCGGCCAAGGAUGCAGACGAGAAACCGGAGGAAACGAAGCCAGAGGCUAACGAACCUGCCGACGCCCCGGAUGAGGACGAUGGAGCUGAUGCAUGGGGUUGGGGCGAUGACGGCGACGGUCCCGAAGAAGAGGCCCAAGCAGAGCCUGCACCCGCUCAGGCCCCUGCGCCAGUAGCUCCGGCAGCCAAAGCGAAGUCGGGCAAGGCCAAGGAAGAGACGAGGGAGUUGGUUUUCAAAGAGACUUACAGCAUUUCGUCGAUGCCCGAGCCUGUGCUCGAACUGAUAUUCUCGAUCCUGGAAGACGGAGCCGCGUUGACAAAGGACGGGAACGAGUACAGUCUGUUAGCAGCGACGGCACCUGGCCUCUUCAGCUUGCCUACCUUUGUCUUGGCUCUGUUCCGAGCCAUCUCGCCUCACUACUACUCGUCUGACGCUGGAGGCAACAUGUUCCUAUAUAACGACGCCAUGUAUCUGUCCGAGAAGCUGUCCGACUUUUCCAUGGCUUGGAAGCAACGGGAAGACCUGACACCCCGUGCGCGAAGCAUGCUCCGUAUCGACAAUGAUGUCCGGACGCUCAAAAGUUUUGCCAACCGCAGCUAUUCCAACGAAAUGAGUCUUCAAAAGACAAUUCUACAAGACCUCCUCGGAGGGUCACAGAGCCUGGCACAGCAAGACGAUAAGGAGUCGUCCAUAGAAGCCGGAACAGCACGUAUCCGGAGCGUGGCCGCGACAUGGGAUCCCAUCCUGAGGAGAUCUGUCUGGUCUCAGGCUGUCGGGUCUCUUGCGGACUCGCUCGCGUCACGGCUGAUAUCAGACGUGCUGGAGAUGCCGUCGAUUGGACAAGAUGAAGCAUACAGCAUUGCCCAGCUCAUCGCUUCGGCAACCGAGCUGGAUGAUCUAUUCCUCCCCAGCAAACUCGCCGGCACGGCCCCGGUGCCGGAUGAAUUGCCAACGACGGCUCAGUAUGCGCCGAGCUGGCUGCGUCUCAAGUACCUCGGCGAGGUGCUGCAGAGCAACCUCAACGAAGUCAAGUUUUUGUGGUGCGAGAGCGAGCUCAGCUUGUACUUUACCGUCGACGAGGUCAUUGAUCUGAUACACGCCAGCUUUGAGGACAAUGCGAGAACCAGGGAGACGAUCAAGGAGAUUAAAGCCAAACAGCCGCUGGCUAGAUGAGGCUUGUUGAUGAA